Morus notabilis is the source of this 1387-nucleotide messenger RNA. RefSeq lists its product as uncharacterized. Lineage: Eukaryota; Viridiplantae; Streptophyta; Magnoliopsida; Rosales; Moraceae. The record is from RefSeq and is a predicted model, not a curated record. The transcript has 6 exons. Gene Ontology annotation, cellular component: nucleus. Bases 1 to 1044 code for a protein of 347 amino acids.
AUGAAAGAAGAAGAAGAAGAAGAAGACGCCAUGGUUACAGAUCAAGAAAUCUCGCAAGCCCUGCAAACCCUAAUCCGGGAAGCCUCCGUCACCGGCGGCGGAGUGACGACCCUGAACGGCGUCGUUCAGCAGCUGGAGUCGAAGCUCGGCUACGAUCUCUCCCACAAGGCCGACUUCAUCGGGUCCCAGAUCCAGCUCAUCGGGCCCCAGAUCCAGCUCAUCUUCCGAUCCCACACGACCCAACCCCAACGACAACAGCAGCACCACCACCAGCAACAGGCUCAGCUCAAUGACCGUUUUGCCCCUCACCAGAACCCUAAUUUCCAGCCCAGCCCCUCCGCCUUCCAGACCUUUCCUUUCCAGCCUCCUCCCACGCCGCUGCCGGCGCCGAAGACUGAACCCGCCGCCGCUGCGGACGACGUCGUUUCGCCCUCCGAGCGGCCCAAGGAGAGCACUCAAACUAAGGCCAAGAGAAAAGGUGGCCCUGGGGGUCUAAACAAACUUUGUGGUGUUUCGCCUGAACUUCAGGCCAUUGUUGGCCAACCAGCGCUUCCGAGGACUGAGAUUGUUAAGCAACUUUGGGCUUACAUUAGGAGAAACAAUCUCCAAGAUCCAAGUAACAAAAGGAAAAUAAUUUGCAAUGAGGAGUUGCGAGUGGUGUUUGAGACGGACUGUACUGACAUGUUCAAAAUGAACAAAUUGCUAGCUAAGCAUAUUAUACCUCUUGAACCUACAAAACAGUCAGUUGCUAAGAAGCCUAAGGUAAAAGUGGAGUCUGGAGCAAACAGUACUGAAUCCAGUCCUUCUGUGGUCAUAUCUGAAGCGCUUGCAAACUUUUUUGGUGUCGGUGGAAGCGAAAUGCUCCAAGCAGAUGUUUUCAGACGGAUCUGGGAAUACAUAAAGGUCAACAAUCUUGAGGAUCCUUUGAACAAAAUGGUUAUACUAUGUGAUGCAAAGCUUCAGGAGCUCUUUGGUUGUGAAAGCAUCUCAGGAUUGGAGAUACAGGAAGUUUUGGCACGUCAUCACAUAUUCAGAAAAACCUGAUGCCUAUUGGGCAUACCGAUGCGGAUCAGCUCUAUUGAUGACUAUAUUUUGCACUGCUCAUUAGUUAAAUAGGGCUGUUGUAUUUAUCUACCAUGCAUGAGUUCAUGGCAAAUAUUAUUUGAUACUUUGGUACACCAUGGAACUAGGGUUCGUUCUGGUUUGACUGACUUGGGAGUUUUUAGGUUAGAAUGACCUGUGGAGGUUUCUAACACCCUGUAAAAAUUGCUGGAAGUAGGGGGGGGGGGGGGGGAAAGAGAAGAACAAAGUAUCGUGUAAGAAGCAAGUUGUUAUUAGCUGAUUUUCAGUUUAUGAAUGGUGUUUAAGUAUCAUGUGUUAAUAAUUA